CUUCCGGGUCACAACAGAUGGUGCCUUGCUUUCCGGUUUUCUGUGGAGGUCGGUGAGGACUGUACUUCGCUUUGACUGAGUACUGUAUUUGUUGUCCUUUUCUCACCUUCUAGCAUGGCUCCCGAGUCUUCUGCAGGGGUACCGACACCUGGACAGAGAGGCGCCCCCUAUCAGAACCCAUUGGGCAUGGCAUAUGUUCCAACAGAGGAGGAAAGAAGAGUGUUUAAGGAGUGCAAUGAUGAGAGUUUCUGGUAUAGAUCUUUGCCAUUCACUGCUGUAGGCAUGUUUGUCACCCAAGGAUUAAUUGCCAGGGGAAUACUUACUUCCUCGGCACGAUUUGGUUCAUUUCCCAAGGUUGCAUUUGCUGGUGUCUGUGGUUACCUAGCUGGAAAAAUGUCAUAUAUGAAGACCUGUCAGGAGAAGUUUAAAACCCUUGAGAACUCUCCACUUGGAGAAGCCCUUCGUCGAGGCCAUAGGCCACUGCCAUCUCAAUUUUCAUUUAAUGAGUCAGAAUUUGUAAAGACAAAGAGAAAUGAUCAACAGUCUUCAGAUUCAGAUCCCAGCCCAGCUCCCCAAAACUACAGUGAUGACUUCAGUUACACAGAGCGAUCAUUGUCAACAUAUGAUUCCGUUCCCUUUAGCACCACCCUUAGUGAGUCUGCACCUACAGAUGUGCUAUUAGAAGAAGAAAGAGCAGUACGGAAACCAAUAACUUAUGAGGAGUUAAGGAGUAAAAAUAGAGAAAAUUAUGAAGUGACAAUGACUCAGAAGAAUGAAACAAUGGUUAAACCCCCACAAGAAAAAGUUCUCCCAAAAAAAGAAGAGAAGAAAAACAAGUAUGGAGAUACAUGGGAAGAGUAACACAGCUGUUGUUGACUAGGCCUACAUUUUAACAUUUGUAUAGUGCUAUGCAGACUUUUACCAAAGUCUUCAAUAUUUUUCAUACAUUUGCAAUAGAUUGGAACAAUGAGCUGAAAUCUGAAGAAAAUUUUUGCUGUUCAAAAAUAAUAUGGUAACUUCAAUGUUUUCAGAAUACAAAUCUAGUUACAAUUAUUGUUUUUUUUUUUUUUUUACUUUAUUUUGGGUCUUGUUAUUUAGAUAAACAAUGAUAAAUUCUUGUCUACCACUUUGGGUGGUUAGCAGAAACAAACAACUUUAUCCAAAGACAUUACUGUUGUACUGCAAACUAAGAUUUGUAAUUUGUUUCAAUAAAAGUGUUGCUGAAAAUAAA
Molecule: messenger RNA, 1231 nt
Organism: Polypterus senegalus (gray bichir)
Lineage: Eukaryota; Metazoa; Chordata; Cladistia; Polypteriformes; Polypteridae
Product: OCIA domain-containing protein 1-like
Exons: 8
Coding region: 115-861 (248 amino acids)
Cellular component (GO): endosome
Source: RefSeq, a predicted model, not a curated record